Drosophila eugracilis is the source of this 3511-nucleotide messenger RNA. RefSeq lists its product as uncharacterized. The coding region runs from base 364 to 2670 and encodes 768 amino acids. The record is from RefSeq and is a predicted model, not a curated record. The transcript has 3 exons. Lineage: Eukaryota; Metazoa; Arthropoda; Insecta; Diptera; Drosophilidae. Gene Ontology annotation, molecular function: translation activator activity. Gene Ontology annotation, biological process: regulation of translational initiation.
AUACAGCGACAGUGCCAUCGGUGCCACCACUAAUACACAACUAUAAAAGUCGUCGAAUAGCAAUAAUAAAUAGGAAUAGUUAUAGUUUUUUGCAUUUAAUAUCGUUCAUUAGUUGUGUUCCAAUCGACCGUGGGUCCCAGUGAGUUACCUACACUACCACCCAAAGCGGAAGCUGGGCGAAAAGGUGUUUAAUUUGGCGUGCGCAUUUCGACACCUUUGUCAACGCUGAUUCUUAUUUGUUGGACCGUCGACCAGCGCACACACUUACGCGUACAUAUACAAAUACUGGCACAGAAGUGUGUGGAAGGGGCAGACAAACAACCGUGCGAUAACAACAACAAUCGGCAGAGAUCGCGGCGAGAAAUGGAAAUGGCCAACAACAUGAUCAGCAACAACAGUGGCGGCAGCAGCACCAAUAACUCCACCUACGGCAACAGCAGCUACAACAAUAGUGCAGUAGACAGUGGUCACAGUUCGCAGGGUGGUGGUGGAGGCGUUGGCGAGGGGGCGCGUUUGCAAGAUGUGUGUAACAUUCUAAACACAGGCCCCACCGCUUACCAAAUUCCAACAGGUGGCUGUGCCUACGACCACAUCAUCGCUCUAAUGCGAAACCUCGAUCUGCAGGACGAUGGCAUCGUGUUGAACUCCAAGAUCAAGACCAUCGAAACGGACUACUGCAACAUUGUGCGCGACGAGUCGAUGCUGUGCGAAUCCAUGGAGUACCUGAACGACAAGGCUCUCGGUGAUGGCGACACAGCGCUAAAGUUUGCCCUGCUCUUCUCGUCGCGCAACUUUGACGCUUUGGCCAUGAAGGAGACAAAGGUGCGCAGCGCCAUGCUCAAGAUCUUGGAGACGAACUUCCUCAAUGCGGACACUUACCGGGUGCACGACAAGAACCGACUGUACAACUCGAUCACACUGCUGGGCGAAUACUAUCAUAGGGUGCGACUGGCGGACAAUGCCCCGAUCACCAUUUUGGGUGAAUCCCUGCUCGACCUGCUCACCCGUGAGCUGAACGAUACGUCGGUUGUGCUGGGCACUCGAAUUGCCCGCCUGGUGCUGUCGCAGAUCACGCUUAAUGGAGAGAUCAUGCGCAAACGCCAUAAGACGGAGAUCGAUAUGCUUCUCUUUCACGUCCGCCGUCAUUUGAUCAUGCAGCCCGCGCUGACGCCCAAGGUGAAGGCCAUGCUGCUGAUGGUUCUGGACCUUUUCUACAGUCAUUUUAAGCACAUCGGUCAAGACCUGGAGGCAAUGUACACUAAUUUCUUGGUGGUCGAGGAUGGCGAGGAAGAUGGGGUCAACAAUAACGGUGCCGACCAUCACCAUCACUCUGAGGAUGGUCGGGCGCAGCAGCAACAGCUUCAGCAUCAGCAGUCGGAGAAUGGCAGCAGUGCCAACACUUCCGGCCACGAUCAGGAUUCCUUUGAUCCACCGUCGUCCACAAAGAAAUGGAGCGAGCAAGUGUGCGAGGACUCUUUCUGCGAUAUUGGCUAUGGUGAGACCGAACAGGGUGAUGAUAGGUAUUCAGAGACUGGAAGUCAGUCUUAUCCUGCCAAUUCCAUUGCACUUGGCCACCGGCGUCGCGGUUUUCAACCUCGCCAAGUGCCGCGGCCUCUAAAGUCACACCAACCACAACAACACCAUCAGCAGAAUCAACAACCAACCAGCAUAGACAACAAUUCCGACCAGUAUCCAUCCAUGGCCAGCAGCGAGGAUAGGGACGAGAGCAAGCCGCUGCCUAGCUGGCGGAAGACACGUUUCAACCGCAACCACGACGGCGACCAGAGCAACGGACGGUCGCGGGACCAGCAGCGACGAUACAGCUUGAACUGCGACGAUGACCAUCACAGUGUGCGCAGCGAAGGAGGCGGCAACUUGCGACUGUACAGCAUCCACGACAGAAGGAAACAUUCGCAGGAGCGGAUUGAACGCAACAUGACUGGCGGUGGCAACUACAACAGCAUCGUUAACUCGAAUUGGGAUCAGAGAGAUCGCGAUGAUCGCAGCGAGAGGUCCUACAUAAGUAACUACGAACGUGGAAACAACUACAAACGUGGUGGCCGGUUCAACAAUCGAAACACCUACGAUAAACCGCCACGAUUCCAGAAGCAACAACAGCAGCAGCAGCAACAUAUGCAGCAGCCACACCAGGGUGGCGGCCACCAGAAAAUACACAGUGAUACCUGGCGGCGCUCCAACAAUGCCAUAAACAGCGGCUACCAGGAUGAGAACUGUGCAUACAACUCCAAUGGACCAGAGUCGAACAGUCGCAGCUCCUCGAGGGCACGCACACUGCCAAGACCGCCAAAGUCUCAAAUGGAUAAGUCUGCUGGCUAUAGGUAUAACCAGAGUCCCACACAUGGAGCCGGCAAUGGUCCGCGAUUCCCGCGCUACAGUAGUCAGAGCAGUUUGGCCAGCGAGGCAUCCAGCUCAUUUGAUCGCCGCCAGCAGACUUCACCACAACAUCAGCACCAACAUCAACACCAGCGCCAUCGCCACUUCACACGCCGCUCCCAACCGGAUAUCCAUCAGCCGCAAAACGAUGAGAACUGGCAAGCUCAGGGUGGCCAUGGCCAGGAGCAGCCAGCCACUGUAAAAGAGGAGAGCGAACUGGUGCGGAAUGCUCAGCAGACCACCAAGUACAUGAACUAUCUUUCAGCCCAGAAAUGAGACAGACCAGCAGGUCGUCGUCAGGGCAUAAGAAUACUUUUGUGAACUAGUUAAUAUAGUUUAUAGAGUCAUCCCUCAGCCACUUCCACAUAAACUUAAUGUUUUUCAAAGUUUUUUUUGUUGUUCCCUGAGUUGUUUGUAAACCGUUUUUCGUCUUAAACUGAGCUCAAAUGUCAAACUAAAACAACCAAUUCUGCCCAAUCACAAAUCAGAUCAAACUCAAAGUCAGGCUCAAUUAGCAAACAAACCAAACAUGCAUGCAUUAAACAUCGGAUCCAAUCAAUUUGUAAAUAUAUAUAAAUGUCUUAUGUAGUCCCACACACAAACACACCACAUAAACACUCCCACACAAAGAACAGUCACACACUCAUUUUUAUAUUUAUAUAUACAAACUGUGUAGAAACUAAGUACAAAGUCAAUGAAACAAGAAAAAAAGAAAUAAGAAAAAAAAAAAUAAAUCCUAUUUCUAUUGAAAAGAAAAAGCCUGUUGGUUAAAUAUUAAAAAGCAUGUUGAGCAUAAAAAUUUGUAUUUUAGCUAAAUAUAUACAUAUACAUAUAUAUUAAAUGUCAUGUUACAGUGCAGAUUUAUUAAACGAAUUAUACAAGCUAAACGUAUUUUUAAAGCAUAUUUUGUGAGGCCCUCUGUUGGAACAACAAAGACGAGCCGUUUAGCAGUUAGAAUCAUGAACUGUAGAGUUAUUUGAAUAGUCUUAUGUAAACAUGUAAACCCUUUUUGUUUAGGCAUAAUCUUUAUGUUCACAACAUGCGUAGGUUCAAAACACUAAUCAGAUUAUACAUAGCUUCUAACACAUUUUUAAUAAAACAAAAAUUACAACAUGAA